This is a messenger RNA of Caenorhabditis sp. 36 PRJEB53466, 4226 nucleotides long. The record is from the annotation of a GenBank genome assembly. Lineage: Eukaryota; Metazoa; Nematoda; Chromadorea; Rhabditida; Rhabditidae.
AUGUCUUAUUGCAGUUUCGACCUCCUCUUUGAUGCGUUUUCCAAGAGAUUCGAUUUGCUCAAGAAUCAUAAGGCGAUUCCACAAAACUCGGUUAUGUUUUCCUGGAACUACAAGAGCCGAGUCAAUUGGAGACCUGUCAGCAUCAAAAAAAAGAUCUACAAAGAUGGUGAAACAUCCGAGCGUGUGUUGAUCACUAACGUGGCCAAGAAGCAGGCGGAUCUCAUCAGAGAGCCCAUCAAGGAUUCAACUGCAAACAACAAACCAACCACUCAAAUUGAUCCAGUUGGGUUUGCGAAUGUUGCUCGAAUCAACACAACUCAGGCACAGAAGUCAACCAAACCAAACAAGAAAAUCGUACCGGAAGAGUGUACCAAGCCGGAAAAAUGUAUUGAUAUGAAAGAAACAGGAAAAAUCGCCGAGAAUAGGAAGUGCGCACUGCAUGGUGAGUUCGCGAAGAAACCGAGAUAGACAAUAACUUUAUUCCAGACAAGAUCAAAAAUUGCAAUAACAUCGACACAGCCGAACCAAAGAAACCAGUGGAGCCGGCGAUUGGAGAGGUGUUGGAGGGAACAGCAAAGCCGGAGAAGCGUGUGAAUGAGCCAACCGAUCCGGUGAAGUCACUCCAGGCGCAGAACCCGGCCGAGAAUGGAAAAUCCGCACUGCAUGGUGAGUUCGCGAAGAAACCGAGAUAGACAAUAACUUUAUUCCAGACAAGAUCAAAAAUUGCAAUAACAUCGACACAGCCGAACCAAAGAAACCAGUGGAGCCGGCGAUUGGAGAGGUGUUGGAGGGAACAGCGAAGCCGGAGAAGCGUGUGGAUAAGCAAUCCGAUCCGGUGAAGUCACUCCAGGCGCAGAAACCGGCCGAGAAUGGAAAAUCCGCACUGCAUGGUGAGCUCGCAAAGAAUUUCUGUAUAGACAAUAACUUUAUUCCAGACAAGAUCAAGAGCUGCAAUAACCUGGACGCAGCCAAGCCGAAGAAACCAGUGGAGACGACGAAUGAAGAGGUGUUGGAGGGAACAGCAAUGCCGGAGAAGCGUGUGAAUGAGCCAACCGAUCCGGUGAAGUCACUCCAAUCGCAGAAACCGGCCGAGAAUGGAAAAUCCGCACUGCAUGGUGAGCUCGUAGAGUAUUUUGGGCUAGUUAAUUGUUUCAUUCCAGGCAAGUUCAAGAAAUCUGACGACAUCGACACAACCGAGCCGGUAAUAUCACUCCGAUCGCAGAAACGGGAAGAGAAUGGUGAGCAAUCUGUGAUGGGUGAGUUUGCGAAGCCUUUCAAGAUAGACAGUAACAUUAUUCCAGACACGAUCAAAAACUGCAAUAACCUCGACACAGUCGAACCAAAGAAACCAGUGGAGACGACGAAUGAAGAGGUGUUGGAGGGAACAGCAAAGCCGGAGAAGCGUGUGAAUGAGCCAACCGAUCCGGUGAAGUCACUCCAGGCGCAGAACCCGGCCGAGAAUGGAAAAUCCGCACUGCAUGGUGAGCUCGCAAAGAAUUCCUGUAUAGACAAUAACUUUAUUCCAGACAAGAUCGAGAACACCGAUCACCUCGACGCGGUCGAGCCGAUGAAAUUACUCCAGUCGAAGAGACAAGCCGAGAAUGGUGAGUCCUCAGUGAUGGGUGAGUUCGCGAAGCAUUACGAGAUAGACAAUAACUUUUUUCCAGACACGAUCAAGAGCUGCAAUAGCCUCGACACAGCCAAGCCGAAGAAACCAGUGGAGACGACGAAUGAAGAGGUGUUGGAGGGAACAGCAAAGCCGGAGAAGCGUGUGGGUGAGCCAUCCGAGCCGGUGAAGUCACUCCAGGCGCAGAAACCGGCCGAGAAUGAAAAAUCCGCACUGCAUGGUGAGCUCGUAGAGUGUUUUGGGCUAGUUAAUCGUUUCAUUCCAGGCAAGUUCAAGAAAUCUGAUCACAUCAACACAACCGAGCCGGUAAUGUCACUCCGAUCGCAGAAACAGGCAGAGAAUAGUGACUGCUCAGAGAUGGGUGAGUUCGCGAAGCAUUCCGAGAUAGACAGUAACUUUAUUCCAGACACGAUCAAGAACUGCAAUAACAUCGGCACAGCCGAACCAAAGAAACCAGUGGAGCCGGCGAUUGGAGCGUUGUCGGUGGGAGCAGCGGAGCAGGAGAAGCGUGUGGAUGAGCCAUCCGAUCCGGUGAAGUCACUCCAGGGGCAGAACCCGGCCGAGAAUGGAAAAUCCGCACUGCAUGGUGAGCUGGCGAAGAAUUCCUGUAUAGACAAUAACUUUAUUCCAGACAAGAUCGAGAACUCCGAUCGCCUCGACGCGGUCGAGCCGAUCAAAUCACUCCAGUCGCAGAGACAAGCCGAGAAUGGUGAGUCCUCUUUGAUGGGUAAGUUCGCGAAGCAUUCCGAGAUAGACAGUAACUUUAUUCCAGACAAGAUCAAAAACUGCAAUAACCUCGACACAGCCAAGCCGAAGAAACCAGUGGAGACGACGAAUGAAGAGGUGUUGGAGGGAACAGCGAAGCCAGAGAAGCGUGUGGAUGAGCCAUCCGAGCCGGUGAAGUCACUCCAGGCGCAGAAACCGGCCGAGAAUGAAGAGUUCUUAGUGAUCGGUAAGCUCGUUGAGUAAUUUGGGCUAGUUAAUCGUUUCAUUCCAGGCAAGUUCGAGAAUUCCGAUCACAUCGAUAAAGCCAAUCAGGAGAGGAAGAGAGAUUUUGGUGAAUCAACCGAGCCGGAGGAAGAGGCCGUGUUGGAAGCGUCAAAUGAGCCGAAAAGAAAAGAGGAGCAGAAAGAACCAGCUGAAUCUGUCCUGCUCAGCGACAUCGCCAACAUCGCCUUUUCCGAGCCUGCUGAGCCUGCCCAGUCUGCCGUGUCUGCUGAUCUUGUUAGCAAGGUCCAGUCCGAGAAGUCGCGACAAGAAUCCAACCCGGCUGAAGAUUCGGAGCAUGUCAAGCCUGCCGAUCCAGUCGCACAGGAAAAGGAGAACGGAAUAUUGGAGCAAGCGGAACAAGUCAAGACGGAUCCAGAACGAGUCGAAAAGGAAAAUCUGUUGCUAGAAGUUCCCAAGAAGAAAAGAGUUUAUAAAAAAGGUCAAGCGGCAAGGUCAGUAUUUAUCACUUCGAUCUACAUUCCUCUUUAGUAAUCUGCAUGUAUAGCCGCAAAAUCUGGUCGAAAAUAUAGUUAUUUUUGCCAAUCACAUAUUUCGUUUUUGACGACUGAUUUUCAUGACAAAAAAAACAAAACUCCUGAUAAGAUAAGCAUUUCAAGAAACCAUUCAUGAAAAAAAAUGCUGAAAAUUACUUGAAUCUAAAGAACAGUGUGAAAGGCACCAACAAAUUUCUGUAAAAUAUAAAUAACAUAUCAAUUGCUCUUUUUGUUUCAGGACGACGCCGCUCAAACUGAAAAAGAAGCCGUCGAGUCUGAAAAAGAAGAGUAAGAGUUCCGAACAAGCACCCGUUGCAAGAAAGAGCCUAAGGUCCAAUGGCUUCAAGUAAGUGCCAAUUUCAUGCAACCUUCACCUCAUAAUCUUUAUUUUCAGAGUUGUCGCGGAGGAAAUGAAAGGAGAGGACGACUUCCCGAAACUCACCGAAGGAGAAGAAGCAGAAGUCACCAGUGUGCUGUCAAACUGGCGCCUCCAUAAGAAGAUAAUCGAAGGAGUCAUCGUGGCUGCAGACGACUUCAAAAGUCUGGAUUGUGGAAACUUCGUCACCGACAACGUGAUAGACUCAUAUCUUGAGUUGAUAAAGAAGAGAAGCCAGGCGGACAGCUAUCCGACAGUCAGCUACCUGAGCGCCUCCAUCUUCGUCGAUUUCAUGACGGAAGACAGACGCAUACAAGCAAAAAUUAUAACGGAAUGGAUCCCUCAAGAUGCGUUUGAUGGUGACCUCGUGUUUAUACCGGUUCAUCACCGUCCCGACUCUCACUGGAGCCUUCUCGUGGUCGAUAAGAAGGCAAAACGAGUCGACCACUACGACUCAUUCUUCGCAAAAUCGGAGAAAAUUCUUAAUGCCGCCCGAGACCUGCUGGCCAUGAAGAACGAUAUGCUAGGUUCGGGUCUUCUAAAUUUGAACGAAUGGACUUUCAACUUCAUGGAACAGGCGCCGCGCCAGACGUACGGAGACUGCGGCAUCUUCACCGUUCAGUUUGCCGAAUGGCGCUCGAGAAGGAAGGAGCCGGGUUUCACUUCGUCAGAUAUGAAUUAUUACCGCCACAGAAUGGUAAUGGAAAUAAAAGAGGCGGCGCUCCGAACAAAAAUUUAG